Molecule: messenger RNA, 3540 nt
Organism: Prorocentrum cordatum
Lineage: Eukaryota; Dinophyceae; Prorocentrales; Prorocentraceae
Source: the annotation of a GenBank genome assembly
AUGGCGGCGGUGGCGACGAGUCGCUGGGUGUACGUCUUCUACGCAGGCGAGGUGGUGUGGCGCCAGCACUUGAAUCUGGUGCGGGUGGCAUUGUCCGAGGCUGACCACGUCAUCUACACGGCGGAAAGCGAUCUCUACAUCGUCGCGUUGGACAACAAUGCUGAUGUGCAGGCGGCGCGGUUCGGUGCCUUCAACCCGCCGCCUCCAGGGAUCGCGGGCAACCAGGUGUAUGGGUUCAGAGCCGAGCCGACGGAUGCGGAGCUGGCCCAGCUCACCUUGGAGGCGGAGCAGAUCGCCACCGCGGAGUGCCGCACCAGAGCUGCCGCCAUCGGCAACCUCGACCUGCUCACCAACCUGCGGCCACUGGUCGCGCCUGGAGGAGGAGGAGCGGUGGCCCCCAUCGCGCCCGCGGGCCCUGCGUUGGGCUUGCUGCGCGGCGCUGCCGCGCUCCCCGCUGGUGCGCCUGGAGGUGACCCCGCUGGGGUGUGGAGGGCGGCCGCUUGCGAGGGCGGAUAUCGGAUUGGCGAUGAGGUGCUAGGGCACGUUCCCACGGCAGCUCGAGUCCAGGAUCGGGACAUUCAUGUGCUGCCAGACGACCAGGGCCUGUUCGUGGAGUUGGUGCCGCCAGCCGCCAUCGAGACCUUCUUGCGGAAGGCUGUAGAUGCGGACGCCAGGAUCUUGCCCAUUGUUCGAGAUUGGCAGGGUCGCCGCGACGUCCCUUGGCACAAGAUGGUAGAGAUGACCCGCCAGGAGGACUUCGGCUCGGACUGGACGCUGCCGGGCCCGAGGACGGCGGCAUGGGCCAUCACGAGCACUUCCUGGCAGAUCUGCAGGCUCUCCGCCACGGAGUGGGGAGUUCAGGAGCACUACCAGCUGUGCCAGCAGAUCAAGGCGGCAACCUGCCAGGACCUCCUAGACGGGACGAACUUGAUCAGCAUUGAGAUGAAGUUUAGGAGGCUCCAGACCAUCGAGUUCGCCCACUGGGACAAGGCCAAAGACGCCGAGAGCAAAGGCGUCGGUGGCAAGAUGAGUCUGGAGGAGCAGGCCGCUUUUUCUGGGGUCUCACGCUCGACUUCGUCGGUGAUGGUCUCUCCAGAGUUGAUCGAGCAUGUCCGCGGUGACGACGUCCACGACAUUGGCAGGCGUCGGCCCCGGGACAUCUUGCCACUGCCCUACCCUUCGUUCAAAGAGCCGCUGGAUAAGGCUUCGGUCAAGGAGCUCGCCAGAGAAGCGCUGGUGCAGCUUCGCGUGGCCGGGGGUGCCUACAAUGUCGAGCAGUCGCCCCUCGGGAGCUACGACCCCGCGGUCCUCUCCUUGCCUGGCGCCAGUACCGCCCCUGUGCCGCUGGCCGACGUGCGGGGGGAGGGCGGGCAAGCCAAGGUCGAACAGUUCGUUCUGCAGAGCUUGAUGGAUCCGAGCGAGGCCGAAGCCAGGACGGCGUUCGAGCCGAGAUUUUCUUUGUGGAAAAAAAAGGGAGGCCGCCUUCGCAUGGUGGCGGGCUGCCGCCGCCCCAACGAGGUGUUCGCCGAGCCCUUGGGCGCGCGGCUCGCGACGGGCGACGCCUUCGGCAUGCUGGAGAUGGCGGCGGACGACUCUCUCCUGACAGUGGAGGGUGCCGACCUGAAGGACGCCUUCUACCACCUUGAGCUCCCCGAGCAGCUCCGUCCGUGUUUCAGCCUGCGACCUGCGCGCGCUGGCGUCCUGGGCAUCAAGGAGGUCGGCGGGGUCGCUGUCGGGGCCUCCACCAAGCUCUACCCGCGCCUCAGGGUCGUGCCCAUGGGUUGGUCCUGGGCAAUGUGGUGGUGUCAGUCGGUGAUGGAGCGAGUGGCAGAAGCAGCAGGCUGCGGUGAUGACGCACGACUUCGAGAUGGCAGACCUGCUCCCUCUUUGGACCCAUCGUGUCACCUUGAGUACGUCGACAACUUCGUGAGCAUCGGCUACGACGCGGAGGCGGUUCGGUCAGCUGUGACUCGUGUCAUGACGGAGCUCAAGCGCCGAGGUCUGGUGGUGACCAGGGAGGAGCACCUCGGUGACAGCGAGGGCGAGUUUGCGGUGCUGGGUUGGUCCAUCACUGCGGCGAGUUUCCGCUUUGUCCAGAAGUGCUACCACCAGCAGGUGCCGCUCUGGUCUCAGGUCAGGCAGGAGCUCAUGGCCUGGGAUGGCGUCGCUCCUUUGCUAUGGCUGAUUGGGAUGUCGGCGCUGUUCGGCAGGUUGGUCGCCAUAGCGAGCGGUGGCGCCAUGGCAGGGCUGAGCGCUUGCCUCCUCGUCGCCGGGCCCUUGCCGCUGAAUGUGCCGCUGACGGGGACCCCGAAGUACAAGGUCGGCCUGGACCCCAGAGGGGACGCUCGCAAUCGACCAGCCGCGGCCGCGAGCUUGCCGCCGGCGGGAGCUUCCCUGGUCCGUGGGGCGCGCAAGGCUGGCUUGCAGUCGCCGACGCUGCCAGUGCUCCAGGCAUCGCCCGCGAGCCGCCAGGGCUCGAGCGGUGGCCCCACGCCGCAGCAGCGGGCUCGGCUGAUUCAGCCGCCAGCGGGCAUGCCAGUGCUCAACGCAGCAUCUGUGCGCACGGCGUCGGGGCGUCAGGCUUACCUCUCGAUGCUGGCGGGUUUCGACAACUGGACGAGACAGCAUCGACGGGCUACGCAGGAGCCUGCUCAGAUGGACCGAGCGGUCCGCGACUACAUCAGCCAUCUCUUCGAGCGGGGGUAUCACCAGACCUACGCCAACCGUAUGAUAGCGGCGGUGGCGUGGCGCGAUCCGCGCUAUGCCAGAACGGGCCAGUUCGAGCUGCCGCUGUCCAAGCAAGCCGCCAAGGGGUGGCGCAACCUGGCCCCAGCUCGCAGCCGAAUGGCCCUUCCGUGCGAGGUCGUCGCCAUGGUGGUCAACUACGUGCCCCAUCAGCGCGGCGCCCCGGAGGCGCUCGCGAUCUGGCUCCUCUUCGAGAUCUACGGCCGCCCAGGCGAGAUCCACGGGCUUCGCCUGCAGGAUGUGGUGCCGCCAGCGCCUUCCGCGUCAGGGGCUCACCGCUACACCUCGGUGACGCUCCACGCGCCGGAGGUCGGCGACGUCUCGAAGACGGGGGAGUUCGACGCGGCGAUCCGUCUCGACCUCGAGCGCCGGGCAGGCCUGGCUGCGGCGCUGCUGGCGAUGGCCGCCGCGCGGCGCCGCGCGGGAGCGCCGCCCUGGGCGCCGCUGUUUGCAGUCGACCAGCGCAGUGUGGCCAACGCAUGGCGUGGGGCUGUCACCGCCCUCGGCCUCCGGAAGCUGGGUGCCUGCCACGUCUACCAGCUCCGCCACUCAGGCCCAAGCCACGACUACGCCUACGCAGCAGGGCUGCGCGACCUGGAGCAGAUCAGGCGGCGUGGGCGCUGGAAGAGCUGGAGCUCAGUCCGCAGGUGCGAAAAAGGAGGCCGCCUGACCGAGCAGCUGCACAAAUUAGGAGGGCCGCAGCGAGAGCACGCGGAGGCCUGCGCGCGCUUGCUGAGCCGUGCGUCGCACGGCCUGCCCUCAGCGUUGGUGCCAGUUUGCCCGACCCGCCAGUGA